AUGGGGACUGUUUUAAUUCAGGGGGAGAAGCAAUACAAACGGCAUCGUUCGCAAUACGAAAUGCUUCGUCAACAAUAUAAACAACGAACUGAUUAUCUUCAGCGGUACGAACAUCGUCAGCAAUAUGGACAAAAUCGUCCGCAACUCGAAAAGCAUCGUCAGCAACUCGAAAAGCAUCGCCAGCAACACGAAAAGCAUUGUCAGCAACAACAAUACAAGUAUCAUCAACAACAUAACCACAAUUGGCAACCACAAAUCGAAAAGCGAUCUCAACAACGACAUGGUAACCAACAAGGAUUCCACUGUAGCCACGUACGACCAUCAACACCGAGAAGGCUGUCCGUUUGGCCAAAAACAUUUAAUAACAUUCAGUUGCAUCAUCAUGGCGAUUAA
This is a messenger RNA of Stomoxys calcitrans (stable fly), 393 nucleotides long. Its product is annotated as putative cyclin-dependent serine/threonine-protein kinase DDB_G0272797/DDB_G0274007. The coding region runs from base 1 to 393 and encodes 130 amino acids. The record is from RefSeq and is a predicted model, not a curated record. Lineage: Eukaryota; Metazoa; Arthropoda; Insecta; Diptera; Muscidae. The transcript has a single exon.